Molecule: messenger RNA, 6239 nt
Organism: Neoarius graeffei (lesser salmon catfish)
Lineage: Eukaryota; Metazoa; Chordata; Actinopteri; Siluriformes; Ariidae
Gene: mical2b
Product: microtubule associated monooxygenase, calponin and LIM domain containing 2b
Exons: 37
Coding region: 243-5507 (1754 amino acids)
Molecular function (GO): protein binding; FAD binding
Source: RefSeq, a predicted model, not a curated record
GCAGCGAGAGGGAGAAGCAGCGCGACAGGAACCUGAGGGCUCGUUUUUAUUCAGCUUGUUUUAAAGAUUAACACACUCCGGGAAGGGUGACAGAAAGUUUACGGAUUUAUAUCCGAAGUUCAUAAAGAUCGGCAGUGGAUCCGGAAGGAGCUGAGCGUCAAUAAAGCCGUACUGGUUGGAGAUGACACCUGCAGCAGCCUUGCCUUGAGUUUGGCUCCCUUUUGAGAGGGAAAGACAGAGCAAUGGGUGAAACAGAGGACGAGAGGAGCUCUCAGGCCAGCCAGCUCUUCGAGAACUUUGUUCAGGCUUCCACAUGUAAAGGCACUCUCCAGGCUUUCGGCCUGCUGUGCAGGCAGCUGGAGCUCGACCCGGCUGAUCACCGAGGCUUCUACAGCAGUCUGAAAGCAGCAGUCACCUCCUGGAAGGCCAAAGCACUGUGGACCAAGCUGGAUAAACGAGCCAACCAUAAGGAGUACAAGAAGGGUAGAGCAUGCGCAGAUAUCAGGUGUCUGAUCAUCGGCGGAGGCCCCUGUGGGUUGCGUACAGCCAUCGAGUUGGCUCUCCUUGGAGCCAAAGUGGUGGUGAUCGAGAAGAGGGACUCGUUCUCCAGGAACAACGUUCUCCAUCUUUGGCCUUACACCAUCCACGACCUGAGGAACCUCGGAGCCAAGAAGUUUUACGGCAAGUUCUGUGCCGGAGCCAUAGACCACAUCAGUAUUCGUCAGCUGCAGCUGAUCCUGCUGAAGGUGAGUCUCAUCGUCGGGGUGGAGGUGCACGUCAACGUCGAGUUCCUCAAACUCCGGGAGCCGCCUGAAGAACAGGAUAAGGAUGGGCUGGGAUGGAGAGCCGAACUGCAUCCCGCUGGUCACCCCAUCUCUGACUACGAGUUCAAUGUGUUAAUAGGAGCAGACGGACGAAGAAGCACGCUAAACGGUUUCAAAAGGAAGGAAUUUCGAGGCAAGCUGGCCAUCGCCAUCACAGCCAACUUUGUGAACCGCAACACCACAGCGGAGGCCAAGGUGGAGGAAAUCAGCGGCGUGGCUUUCAUCUUCAACCAGAAGUUCUUCCUUGAGCUUAAGGACGAGACGGGGAUUGAUUUGGAGAAUAUUGUAUACUACAAGGACAACACGCACUACUUCGUCAUGACUGCGAAGAAACAGAGUUUGCUGGAUAAAGGUGUUAUUAUUAACGACUAUAUUGAAACAGAACGACUCCUGCACAGUGAUAACGUCAGUCAGGAGGCUCUGCUCUCCUACGCCCGGGAGGCCGCUGACUUCGGCACCAACUACCAGCUGCCGUCGCUGGACUACGCCAUGAACCACUACGGACAGCCCGACGUCGCGAUGUUCGACUUCACCUGCAUGUACGCGUCGGAAAACGCAGCGCUCAUAAGGGAGAAGAACGGACACCAGCUGUUGGUGGCUCUGGUUGGAGAUAGCCUUCUGGAGCCCUUUUGGCCGAUGGGGACAGGAUGUGCUCGAGGCUUCCUGGCUGCGUUCGACACGGUGUGGAUGGUGCAGGGUUGGGUUCAGGGCAAAGCCCCUUUGGAGGUGUUGUCCGAGAGGGAAAGCAUCUACAGGCUGCUGCCUCAAACCACAGCAGAAAACCUCAGUAAGAACUUUGAGCAGUACACCAUCGAUCCUGCAACUCGCUACCCCAACCUCAACUCCACCUGCGUCCGACCACACCAGGUUCGGCAUCUAUACAUCAACGGGGAGCAGAACUCGGGUUCGCUGGAGGAGCGAAGUGGACCUACGCGCAGGUCUAUCAGUAUCUCCAGGAAAGAAUCGGAGGUGCGGCCCAGCCGCUUGUUGCUGUGGUGUCAGAAGCAGACCCAAGGAUACAGAGGAGUAAAUGUUACUGACCUUACUACAUCCUGGAGGAGUGGCCUCGCCCUGUGCGCCCUUAUCCACCACCAACAUCCUGACCUCAUUGAUUUCGAUUCUCUAAAUGAAGCAGACAGCGCCAAAAACAACCAGCUUGCGUUCGAGGUGGCCGAGAAGGCGUUCGGCAUCCAGCCACUCAUCACUGGGAAGGAAAUGGCGGCUGAGCAGGAGCCCGAUAAACUCGUCAUGGUGCUCUACCUGUCCAAGUUCUACGAGAUGUUCCACAACUCCUCCCUGCCUUCCUCAGGGGCUCCGAGAGAGACCAAUGAGGACAUUUCAUCCAAUAACUCCGUUUACAACUUGAUGAACCUUGUGCUGCCCAGGAAACGGAUUCCAAAGGAUGACAAAAAGGUCGAAGACAAUGAUUUGAGCAAGAGAAGAAGAAAAGGCAUCAACUACCUGGAAGAGCUGUCCAAACGGAGUACUUCGACUGCAGUGGAAGAGGGCGAGCAAAAGGAGAAUAAAGUGCGCUCCAUGGCAACUCGACUUCAGGCCAAGUUUGAGGAGAACGCACCUAGCUGUCGUCGACAGUCGGCGUCCGAUUCCUGUUCUGUAAAGCCUGUUUCUCUGGACAUGACCGAAAACCCUCGUUUUGCUAAACCCAAGCUCCAGUCCUCACCCCCUCCUGCUUCUCCCAAACCAAAGUGGCAGCCAUCCCCUUACCUGAAACUCCUCGAGUCUCGAAUGCAGCCUGGUCACAAACACGCCCACCAGGAAACCCAACACGUUCAAGUACAGCCAGCUUACCACAACAUGGACGACCAAUCAGGCUUUCAGACCCUAGAAGCCCAGUUCACUUGUCAGACAGAACCUUGGUCUCCUCAUGAACCUCCUGAACCUCGAACCAGUCUUCAAUGCCUUUCUGUCUCGGCUACACAGCUGUUGACACUGAAGCGUGUCCUCAAACCUAAAGAGCAACCAUCGAUCAUCAAUAAGUCCUCCGAAACCCCCCUGAUGUCCGCACCUGCUCUGCUGCAGCGACUCAAGAUUCUGGAGGACAAGACCGCUCAGAAGAAAGUCCAGACUCGAAGCGCACGAGAGUUCAGCAAAAAGAGCAUCAGGGAGAGAGCGCAGCAGCUGAGCUUCCUCUUCUCUGGCACGGUGUCUCAGACGAUUGAGCCCGCUCAGGCUUCUCCUCCAAAACCUCUUCCCUGUCCGUCUCUCCCUGAGCCCUCAGCUCUUUCCUGUCUGCCGUCUCCUCUUCCUGAAGCUCAGCCGAAGCAGCGUGACGGACAUUCUCAGCCUGAACAGAUGACUCGCGAUCACCGCGGGCAGAAAAGUCAGUCCGAAAUCAAACGUGUACAAUGCCUUGAUCCUUCCAAACAGAGGACGGUGGGGAAGGUUUCCUCUGUGAUUGGUCUUAAAGCUGCCACUCUGGCCAUCCUUUAUGAAACUGAUCACAGACCCAACAACCCUUACACCCUCUCACUGACCGAGGCCAGGAGAUGCCAGGAGUCUGGUUCGGUGAACCUGAGGAAGGAGUUUGCUCCUGGAAUGGGCGGCAGUGACACCUGCCACUUCUGUAAGAAGCGUGUGUAUGUGAUGGAGCGACUAAGCGCAGAGGGCUACUUCUUCCACCGAGAGUGUUUCCGCUGUGACGUCUGCAGCGCCACCUUGAGGCUGGGAGGACACGUGUUUGACCAAGGCGCUUUUUACUGCAAGCUGCACUUUUCCCAGCACAAAACCAGCCACAGGCUUCGAAAACCAGAGGUCCACAGAGACGACGUGUCCAUGCCUGAUGGCAGCGAUGGGUACUCCACCAGCGGGAGCCUCCCCAGGCAGCCUUCAGACACAAUAGGAAUAAGUUCAUUGCCCAAGACGCAUGAAGAGCACAUCCGGAAAGUUCUGCAGGAUACUGAGAACACGGCAGCGAGUUCAGACAAGGAACAGCGCUCCGAUCUUCCAGAGUUCACCAGCAACAGCAGAGAUGGAGACCUUUCAGUUCAGGAUCUUGCCGUGCAGUCGGAGCCGCUCGGUCCGAGCUCUCCACAGCUCAGCAGCGUGGCGCGCUCGUACACGAAAGGAGAAAUCACCUUCGGAAACAAUCGCUGGAGAAGGAAGAUCAGAGCAACGUUGCCUCUGAUUCUGCUGAAGUCGUUUGACCAGAAAGGUGGCGGAGACGAUGCUCUGUUAGAAGAAGAUGGAGAUUCGGAUUUUGAGGAGCUGCAUGUGCCGCCGGAGCCUGAAAACGAUGCUGCAGACUCUCGCUGCCCUCUACAGGACGAACCAGAGAAAUCCGCCGUAGUUGAGAUUCCUUGUUACCGCACUCAUGGAGUUUCAUCCGUUCCCAAAUCUGACGCGUGUUCUCCAGCGGAGCAACUCGGUGCUUCCAUACACGUACCGGACCAACAGAGCAGUCUCGGCCCAAAGAAAAAACUCACUCUGUCCUUAUCCGAGAAGGAGAAGCUGCUGAAUUGGGACGUGACCACUCCUGGAACAUUUUCACGCACGCCUACAGCCAUCGAUAAAGCAGAAAGGUACAACCGAAGACCCGAAGACGCAACAGAGCCUCAACCGGAGCGGAGUCCAAUCCCUGCGGAACCUGAGCCCAGCCCUCCUGUCUCAGGCUUCCAAAUGUGGGCUGACACGCUGAGAAGAUCCUUCUCUGGAGCAGGAACCAACCCCAAAGUGAUCCGAAGAAACCGUCCUCCCAGACCCCGGCCGCUGUCCGAGGGCUCCUUCAGCUUCAGCUCGCUGUUCGGCGUCUCCGCUCAGAAUCAGGACGAGGACGUGAUGACGCGCUCCAGAGCCGAUACAGAAGGAAGCCAAAGGAGGACAGCAGGCAAGAGCGAGAUCACGGCCAUGUUGGAGCAGGUGGCACUCGGGAACAAGCCGUCAGGGGCUUCCAAAGACGACAUGGACUCCCUGCCACCAAGGAAGCUCAACUUUUUCUCCUCGAUGCGGCUGAACAGGAACGAGGGAGGAGAUGGGAGCAAAACGGACGACCAGACGAAGGACAUCUGGAGCAUUCUGUCCAAGUUCAAAAACAAAGCAUCGUCACAACAGCACCAACAAGAAGGAGGCAGCUAUUCAUCCAGUGAGGAGGACCAGAAAUCCAUCACACAAAUGUCUGAAUCGGGCCGCUCCAAGAGAAGGAGAAAGAAGGAGGAGAAAAUGCUCAUCAUGCAAACCAAGAGAGAGCAGCUGAAGCGACUUCACAGAGCUCAGGUUAUCCAGAGGCAGCUGGAGGAGGUUGAGGAGAAGCAGAGAGCUCUGGAGGAGAAGGGAGUGGCGCUGGAGAAGGUCCUCAGAGGAGAGAGUGGGAACACGUCAGCAGACGAGGCGGAGCUCCUGCACACGUGGUUUAAACUCGUCCUGGAGAAGAAUAAGCUGGUCAGAUACGAAUCGGAGCUCGUGAUCUUUGCUCAGGAGCUGGAGCUGGAGGACAGGCAGUCUCAGCUACAGCAGGAUCUCAGGUGCAGGAUGGCCACUGAAGACUGUAAGAAGAGCGCGGCGGAGCUGGCGGAGGAACAGGCCCUGCUGGACGAAGUGAUGAAGGUGGUGGAGGAAAGAGAUCGUCUGGUGAGUCUGCUCGAGGAGCAGCGGCUGCAGGAGAAAGCCGAGGACCGCGACCUCGAGAGCCUCAUCCUCUCCAAGGGCUACCAGUUUCACUGGGCGUGACCGAGAAGGAGGAAGCGCUGAUUGAUGAGUUUAGGAUGGAGAUGAACACAAACUUGAUUAAAAAGGGAAGCGUUCUAGUACUCGUGAGCGUUUUGGAUAUUUAAUAAAGAUUACUCUUUAUUCAUUUCUUAAUCACGAACCUUAAACAGGUCCUGGAUCUGCGUUUUCACUCAGAUACACAGAGUGAAGAUGUUUCUCACUCCGAUACGACCAGCUACGCGCUGGAGAGAUUUUACGUACUGUACAUGUCCCGCCACUUCUGACUGAGCACUGAUCAUUUCACGUUCUAUCUUUGCAGCAAAAGCCCCAAAUAAACAUCCUGCUUCAUCACUGCUGCUCCUUUUAAAAUAAAAAUGCACCAGGAUGUGUGUCGUAAGCCAUCACUAAUGAGUUAUUUAUUUACAGUAGGCUUCAUCUCCACUGAGUGGCAGCCUUAAAACAUGUGAAGUGUGAAACGCUCGUGUUUUGUGAAAAACCGUCGUCACGAGGGUGCGUUAAUGCUGUUUAACGUCGAUGCUCUGAUCUUGUAAACGUCUGUCAAUUUAAUGUGAAUAACUUUUCUGUUCUGUUGUUGACCAGCAGUUGACCAGCAUGACUCCUCCGUCAUGUCCUUUAAUCUGUUCCGUGUUUAAUUUGAUUUGAAACGUAGCCGAAUGAGGCACGGAGUGAUUUAAUAAAUGAAAGCUGAUUUAAUUUAAUAAAGACGGCAAUCUCUGUUUGCUGAUGGAUGUC